UGUCUCCAUGAAUACAAAUUGAAUUAAUUUGGAGUUUCCCCACGCAAAAACGCCACAUUUAUUGAUUUAAAAGCGGCAUAUCUUAUAAAAAAAAACAAAAUGGAUGAGAAACGAAAACUCUCCGAAGAAGAUUGGACCAAUCUAACAAAAUAUUUCAUUGGAAACAACACUCGAUACAGAGACACAAUAAUAAUUCCAAAAAAUCUUGGUCCUGUUAAAAUAAAAAGUAACGAAGAGAAAAUGGUUGAAAGCGCGAUGGAAAGUUGUGCUUUUAAGUCGAUUAUGAGUUGUGUAAUAGGUUACGGUUUGGGAGCUGCCAUAGGUUUAUUUUCGGCUAGUAUGGGCCCCACGACCGGUUUAGAAGUAGAACAACAAACCGCGCGACAAGUUUUUAAAGAAAUGAAAACAACCACGUUAAGUUACGCCAAAAAUUUCGCCAUGAUCGGUGCUUUAUUUUCCGCCGUUGAAUGUGCAAUUGAAACGUCCCGAGGAAAAAGCGAUUGGAAAAACGGUACAUACGCCGGGGCUGUUACCGGAGGAGCAAUUGGAUUAAGAGCCGGAGUGAAAGCUGGGAUAUUUGGAGCUGCGGGAUUUGCAGCUUUUUCGACAGCUAUCGAUUAUUAUAUGCAUUCUAGAUAAAAUUAUAAUAAUUAAAGAAUUAAAUUAGUUGUUAUUUAA
Messenger RNA from Onthophagus taurus, 678 nucleotides. The record is from RefSeq and is a predicted model, not a curated record. NCBI's taxonomy places the organism in Eukaryota, Metazoa, Arthropoda, Insecta, Coleoptera, Scarabaeidae.